This is a messenger RNA of Phalaenopsis equestris, 1289 nucleotides long. Its product is annotated as transcription termination factor MTERF15, mitochondrial. The record is from RefSeq and is a predicted model, not a curated record. The transcript is spliced from 2 exons. Lineage: Eukaryota; Viridiplantae; Streptophyta; Magnoliopsida; Asparagales; Orchidaceae. Gene Ontology annotation, molecular function: double-stranded DNA binding. Gene Ontology annotation, biological process: regulation of DNA-templated transcription. Bases 169 to 1140 code for a protein of 323 amino acids.
UUCUCCAAGUCGAUCUCACUCCUCCAAUCUCUGGGUUUCUCACAAAGUUCUCUCCUCUCGGUCAUCCAUGCCUGCCCCAAAACCCUAGACCUCGAAUUUCUUACAAAAUGGAAGAAGGGUUUCUCCGAAUUGAGCCUCUCAAACACCGCAUCUGCUUCUACGACUCAGAUGAUUCUGGAACAAUCCGCAAGGUUCAAGAUCGAGCCCGAAGACUUUAUUCUGAGUUUGCGGCGAAUGAAAAUUGCGGGACUCAGCGAUGGGACGGUGAUUAGGGUUUUCGAGGUGCUUCCUGCUGCGUUUAUGAAUGACGGGAUCGACGUCCGCAGUAGAAUCGAGUUCUUGAAGAAAACCGCUGGGAUUAAAGAACAGGAAGAAAUAAAUGGAGUAUGCCACUCCUACCCGGAAUUCUUAGCAUUCAGCAUUGAUUGCAAGUUGAGACCACUCUUCUCUGAAUUUUUUGAUCUAGGAUUCGAUCGAAUCGAAGUUAGAAAUCUCCUAACAGAAAACCCUAGUCUCCUCCUCAACCUGCAACUUGGAGAGCUCUCACGCUGUGUAAACUUGCUGGAAGGCCUCAAAUGUCGAAUUCCAAUCAAAGAGAGAAUUCUCUCAAGAGGCCGCCUUUUCGCCGCCAUCGACGUAAAAACUCGAAUUGACCUAUUAUGCCGCCAUGGAUUGACCCAAAGGGAUGCGUUCAAGAUCCUCCACGUUGAGCCACGAUCGAUCUUGUACUCGCCAAAUGAGUUGGAGAAAAAGAUACAAUUUUUAUUGGAGCCGUUAGGAUUUAGCAUCGAACACCUCGUGGAAUUCCCGAGUUACUUGGGCUUGAAUUUAGAGAAGCAGAUCAUUCCGAGAUUACGAGUCGUGGAGCUUCUCAGAUCGAAGGGUGCGCUCGAGAUGGAGGUGGAACUCAAGCAUUUUGUGAGGAUGAGUAGGAGAGAGUUCUACAACUUUUUUGUGAAGCCUUAUCCUGAGUGUGAGAAGAUUUUUGGGGGUUUGAUGAGAAAUGUGGAGUUAAAUGAUGUGAGGAAGAAGAAGUUGAAGCAUCCAACUGGUUUGUGGAAGUUGUUCAAGCCGAUUAAGUAUUCUGAUUCUGAAGAGGAUGUGAAGAAUAUGAAGCAGUUCAUGGAGACUUUGGUGUAGAUUUCUUCUUUACAUGUUAAAUUUUUCUGCCAUUGAGGAGAGAACAACUACUCUUCAUUAAAAUAUUGGAAGAUUUACAUACAUACCCACAUAAUUCUUAUGUAAUUAUAUAUCUAACACCUAAACUUUCUUAUUUACAAUUUUUUCAC